Armigeres subalbatus is the source of this 3205-nucleotide messenger RNA. RefSeq names its product activating transcription factor of chaperone (gene crc). Gene Ontology annotation, molecular function: RNA polymerase II transcription regulatory region sequence-specific DNA binding; DNA-binding transcription activator activity, RNA polymerase II-specific. Lineage: Eukaryota; Metazoa; Arthropoda; Insecta; Diptera; Culicidae. The transcript is spliced from 2 exons. Bases 1186 to 2199 code for a protein of 337 amino acids. The record is from RefSeq and is a predicted model, not a curated record. Gene Ontology annotation, cellular component: nucleus. Gene Ontology annotation, biological process: regulation of transcription by RNA polymerase II.
UACUUAGCGUCAUGGCAUUCGUGUCGUUUCGAUAGUUGACUCUCAGUUUAAACCUGUUGCGCAUUUUUCACGCCUCAAAGCAUAAAUAUCGUGGCCGCGUGUUUCGUCGGGUCGUUGUUAUCGCAGUUAAAAUUUUGUGUCCUUGGGAAACCUGCCAGGAGAAAAUUGACUCGUUGGGCAUAAGAGUGAUGAGUUUGGGGCUACAGCCGAUAUUCGUCGCUGAACAGUUGAUGUAAAUCUGUUCCCGUUGGACUGUAGGCUACCUGUGAGCAUGUACGUCGCAUUUGCGUAUCGUUACACCUGGAAUCGCGAGAUUGUCUUCAACUCACAAAAGCUCGUUAAAAGACGUGCGAGGAUUGCUGCCUGAUUGCUGCUGGAGUAUUUUCGUCGACGAGGAUAUCUACGCAGCCGAAUCUACGAAAGGAAUAGAACCAAGUCGGAAGGAAAGCGACUAAUCGUGGGAAUAAGCUUGAAGUAAUAAGAAAAAUUGCAUUAAAAUCUUGCUGGAUAAGAGAGAGAUUUUGUAAUCACGUGUUUUGGCGAACCUCUGGAAGAAAGGAUCUGAAGAACCCAGACGACGUGGAGUAAUAUCUGUGAUCUAAAAUUGCUGUGUUUAGUAUUUUACCGCACCACAAAAAGCUUUGUUCAUUGAAAAAUUGUUUCGAAUAGUUGUACUACGAAAAGAAGAUUAAACGUUUUGGAAAUAUCUACUCUCUCUAAGAAUUAUACGUUAAAACAUCUUACUCUUUAUGAACUAUUUUUUCCCUUCGUAUCAAUAUCAACAUCAAUUUGUAUGAACAAACUUUCUGUAAAUGUCAGACAACGUGAGACGCUGAUAUCGUAAACCAAUAGAAUUGUAGUCAAAUUUUUACGCCAUAUUUACACAAAUCCCUUAGUUAGUUGUAUUCGCAAUACUAGGCUGUAAAACAACGUCUUAAUAAUUCGAAUAUUCAUCGCAUCAAAGGCAACCAGCGCCUUCCCCUCGAUAAUACACAUUGACACCGACAAAACGUUGUACAAGGUACUCGCUGACCGGUAGUCGUGUCGGUGAGAACUGCCUUAUAAAUAAUUAAAGCGAAAAAAAUAACAAGCACACUACGCAGCGGCAGCAGCAGCAGCAGAAAAUACUCCCAGCUCAGCAGCAAUUCAGCCAGCAGUCGCGCGAUCCGGCAGUAGCACAGGGCCAUGAUGAAUGACUACGAUCAAUGGCUUGGCGAAAAGUUAAAAAUACCCCAGCUGUCCGCCGUCGCCGGUGGCUAUGUUUCAGCGCCAACGGCACCGUCGGCCCUCGUGGGUAUCGCUCCCGAGCUUGGCCCCUUCCCGACACAGCGACCACCGGUGAAGGUGCAGAACACCGAGGAGCUGUUGAUGGAAUUUGACUUCGUAUAUGAAAACGUCGAGCUGACUCAUCUGACGCCGCCCCAAACGCCACCCCAGGAGGACCAGUACCAUGCUGCUGGCGAGCAGCAGCAGUCUGCCUAUAUUGCGGUGCCUGCGGAGAAUUCCACACCAAAGGGUACAGCGAGCGGACAAUUCUACGCCUUUCCGAAUUCAUUGAACGGUGGAAUCGUUCUGAAUCAGAUACCAACCGUUGUGGAGCAGCUGCCUGCGGCCGCGGAACCACCUCAACAGGUUCCGGGAGAGUAUCAACUGGCCGACAGCUUUGGCUUCCAACCGGUUGACGAUGUGGAAAACAUUGCUCGCAAUUUGGAACUGGUGGAGGAAAUCGUUCGAUCCCGCUCGAAGGACCUUCCCGACUGCAACGAUGAUGACGAUGACUCGUGCUCGUUCUCCGAGGACGGUUCAGUAUCCAGCUCUUGCCCAAUGAGCGACACCAGUUCGUCUUAUUGUGGUUCGGCGUAUUCCCGUGACCAAGACGACGAAUGGAGUCCAAGCAGCAGUUACAAGAAAAAUUCAAUCAACAAAGUUUCUGGCGGUGGCGUCUCUAAAAAACGCACUCGCCCCUACGGACGCGGAAUCGAGGACAAGAAAUCCCGCAAGAAGGAGCAGAAUAAAAAUGCUGCUACGCGAUACCGCCAGAAGAAGAAGGCCGAAGUCGAAGAGAUCCUUAUUGUCGAACGUCAGCUAAAGGACAAGAAUGAAGAAUUGAAAAGCAAAUCUGCCGACAUCGGGCGUGAGAUCCGCUAUCUCAAGGGUCUGAUGCGAGAGGUUUGUAAGGCGAAAGGCAUGCUUGAAUGAGAGCUUCGAGAUACUUAUUGUACCUUUUAACUUUGAUUUUUAUUUCUUAUUGUUUAUCACUACAUAAAGUAAGCAAAAUUUUGAAAAAUAGUUUGUAUAACACACCCAUUCUGGUAAGAUUUGCUUUUAUAAGAUUCUUCAUUCUGCACCUCUACGCUUGUCCGUGUGAUCGUGUGUUUUGGAAUCUUAUUAGUUUGUAGUCUUUAUUAACGCAACCAUGCGUUUAGUACGUAAGCUAUAACAAACAACAAUUGACGGUACAUUACGGUAGCAUGUUGCAGAAAUAAGUAGUUUUUCUAUGAAUGAUUCGAUUGCUGUCUGUAUCUAUACCUUCAAAUGGAAAUUUUCGAAACAAUGAUGUAACCCAAUCAACUCGUGGCUUGCCACCUAGCGAGAGAUCCGCCCACAAUCCUGACUGUUGCGUAUGACGUCCGCUCGGCGUGACCGAAGAUCUGCUAUCGUGUCGAAUUGGGGUGGGGCUCUCGGGCAAGGCUGUGCUACGGAUAAUGAGUCUUCGAAUAGUAAACUAAAUUCCAACGUGCGAAAAAUUAUCCACAUUGAGGGAGACAAAUUUCCAUUGUCAAUUUUUAGAAAAUCAAAUCUUCUUAAUUCCUGGAACAUCAACAAACUUUGUGACCACUCAAGAUCUGGUAUGAUCUCCCGAAAAUUCCCAAAUUGAGAUCUUGAGUAUUGCGCUUUGUUUUAUGAGUAAUUUCGAAUAUCCAUCACAGCGAAUCAUUUGAUUCUAUCGGGAUUGAUUGGAUCGGUACAACACGUUUUUACGAAUUAGAAUAACAAUAAUAAGUGUAUUUACUUAAAGAUCAACAAUAAAUUUGGGAAAUAUUACAAGAGUAACAAUGGAUAAAAUGAAAUGUUUAAACAGUGCAUUUAGAGACGAUCGUUUAACAUGUUGCUGUGCAAAGUUAUGCCAUUUGAACGUUUCUUAACCAUAAUGGAUCUGUGAAUGUUUUCUCUGUAUGUAAUAUAAAAAGGGUUAAGAAGAAAA